ACUUCCGUUCUACAUUUUGUAAACAGAAGAAUCAGGACACAAAAACAAGUUGGUUGAUCAGUUUAAAUUUGUGCCACCAGCUAUGUAUUUGUUUCUUUAUUAUUCACACUAACAAUGCGGAAGGUGUAGCCGGUCAAGACUGUGAUUCUUUUUUUCCUCCUCGGAAAGAAAGACGACAAAGCUAGCUAGCAGGAGGAGCGUCCUUCUUCAUGCUGCUUCCACUUCAAUGGGGAACUGUCUGUUUUCACAAGGAGCAGAUGAUUUGUCGCUGCUGAACGAGUCUGAGGGGGGCAGCCUGCCCGGAGAACCGCCGCCGCCCUACCAGGCGCGCCCUCAGACUGUGCCGGUGUACCAUCCCACCCCUGGAGAGAGCCGUCUGGCCAGUCAGCUGACCGAGGAGGAGCAGGUCCGCAUCGCACAGCGUAUCGGCCUCAUCCAUCACCUGCCCAGAGGCAUCUUUGACCCGGGCUCUGACCCUUCAGACCGCAAAGUGAAAGAGUGUGUGAUCUGCAUGAUGGAUUUUGAGUACGGAGACCCCAUUCGGUUCUUGCCCUGCCUUCACAUCUACCACAUUGACUGCAUCGAUGCCUGGCUCAUGCGCUCCUUCACCUGCCCCUCCUGCAUGGAGCCCGUGGACGCGGCGCUGCUCGCCACGUACGAAGCCAACUGAGGCGGGUGUGGUGCUCCUGCCUCCAAGUAAUUGCACCUUUUCUUAGUCCAGACUGUCCUAGCUGCUCCAGGUUAUGUGGUGUGAGGCACAUGUUCGAGGAAGCAUAGAGAAACUGUACAUUACAGUCGUUUCUUGGAUCUGAUUGGUCGGGGGACGCUUUGGACAAUGUGCCAAAUGAAGCAAAGUAGCAGCAGAAUAUUUCCCUAAAUUUCACAUUUAUAAAGCUGACACUCGCGCUGUUAGUGCUUCUUUACUUGUAGUUAAGAAGUCACCAAUGUAACUGAAGUCUUUUUCAUGUCAUGUGCAAUGUCAUAGAUACAGCAGGAUAGGGAUGUCUAUAAAGUACAGCCCAGGGGGCAUUUUUUGCCCACAGCUUUUUUUUUUUUAUUGGCUCUCGGCAUAUUAAAGAGUUAUAUUAUUA
Dunckerocampus dactyliophorus (ringed pipefish) is the source of this 1091-nucleotide messenger RNA. RefSeq names its product ring finger protein 11a (gene rnf11a). The record is from RefSeq and is a predicted model, not a curated record. The transcript has 3 exons. Bases 227 to 670 code for a protein of 147 amino acids. Lineage: Eukaryota; Metazoa; Chordata; Actinopteri; Syngnathiformes; Syngnathidae.